Racocetra persica is the source of this 407-nucleotide messenger RNA. The record is from the annotation of a GenBank genome assembly. Lineage: Eukaryota; Fungi; Glomeromycota; Glomeromycetes; Diversisporales; Gigasporaceae.
CAUCUUUCACGGCAUGGGAGCCGUUUAAUAACUUGAUCAAAGAAACCGUACCAGCUUAUACGUAUGCACCUAUGAAAAAUGAGAGUGAAUUACGCAAGUGUGAAUUGAAAUCUAGGUAUAAAAAUAAAAACUCAUGUUUUGAUGAAGAUGUAGUAAAUAAAGUAAAUGAAUUCAUUCGAGGAUAUAAAUCUAAUGAAACAAAUUUUUUAUUCAUUCAUUUAACUGAUUGUGACGAGCGUGGUUACGAUUAUAGAUAUGACCAUGGUGGUGUAAAUCAAAUUAAAGAUGAUAGAACUACAAUUGGUGUUCAUGGUGGAAAUAGUGAAGAUGAAAUGAAUAUAUUUUUAUCUGUUUGUGGUCCUGGAAUAUUAGCUGCUUCAAAAAUUGAAGGGGAUUUAAGCAAUUUG